Diabrotica virgifera virgifera (western corn rootworm) is the source of this 1783-nucleotide messenger RNA. RefSeq names its product GPI mannosyltransferase 1 (gene PIG-M). The record is from RefSeq and is a predicted model, not a curated record. The coding region runs from base 1 to 1542 and encodes 513 amino acids. NCBI's taxonomy places the organism in Eukaryota, Metazoa, Arthropoda, Insecta, Coleoptera, Chrysomelidae. Gene Ontology annotation, cellular component: glycosylphosphatidylinositol-mannosyltransferase I complex; membrane. Gene Ontology annotation, molecular function: GPI mannosyltransferase activity; alpha-1,4-mannosyltransferase activity. Gene Ontology annotation, biological process: GPI anchor biosynthetic process. The transcript has a single exon.
AUGGUGUCGUUGUGGAGUACGUUUGUAAAUAUUCAUUAUAAAAAACAUUUGUUAAUAUCUAUAAUUCUUAGAAUAGUACUAGUAGUUUACGGCAUCCAUCAUGAUCAGAUCUCGAAAUUAAAAUAUACAGAUAUUGACUAUAAGGUUUUCACUGAUGCCUCGAGGCAUUAUUUAGAAGGUAACUCACCCUAUAAUAGGCACACUUAUCGUUACAGCCCGUUAGUAGCUAUACUCUUAAUUCCAAAUGUCACACUCCAUCAUAGCUUCGGUAAAAUUCUCUUUUGUAGUAUUGAUAUUAUCGUAGCACUUUUAAUAAGAUUAAUUGUUAAAAAUACUAUAAAAGAGUAUGAAUGUUACAAACAAAAGGAUUCAAAGAAGUCAAAGUUACAAGAUAUUAGCAAGCUAAAAAAUGCAAACGGAAAAAACAGAAAAAAACUGCGGCAAUCAAAUAAACAGCAUUUGAAUGUCACCAAAGCUGAGUUAGAAUCUAAAAAUUAUAUUGAUCUAAUGUCAGAUACAGCUAUGAUGGUUUGGUUGUAUAAUCCGAUGACUAUCGCUAUUGGAACAAGAGGAAACUGUGAUACUUUAGCAGGAUUCCUAGUCCUUUUAACACUAUACUUUCUACAGUGUAAACGAUAUAUUUUUCUCACAGGCAUCAUACAUGGAAUUUCCAUCCAUUUUAGGCUGUAUCCAAUCAUAUACAGCUUAACAUACUUUAUGUUUUUGAGUAAGUAUUCUUUUUAUACUACUGAAGAUCGUAGGAAAAACUUACAAAAACCAUUAGCCAUAGAUGAAACCCCAAACUUGAAGAAACUUAAAAACAUAGAGAAUACUAUUGUCCAAACAUCCUCUAUGGGUGGUCAUAAGCUAGUACCACAAAACGUUAAGACUGAAAAAAGAACUAUCUUUAAAAAAGAAUACUUGGUGUACUUAGUUCCAAAUUUAGAUCAGUUAAAACUGAUUUCUGGUUGUCUCUUGUCAUUAUCAUUUCUGACCUGGUAUUUUUAUAGUUUAUUCGGCUAUACUUUCCUAUAUGAGACAUAUUUGUACCAUGUAUUACGAAAAGAUCCAAGACACAACUUUUCUCUUUAUUUUUACCUACAGUAUCUCACAGCUUGGGUAAAAAACAUUGGGUACUGGCAAAAGGCCUUGAUGAUACUACCUCAAUUAGUACUCAUAUUAGUGUUCUCGGUUAGAUAUGGCUUGAAUAGGUUUUCAUUAAACUUUUCUAUCCUUACGCAAACAAUCGUUAUGGUUAUAUACAAUGGUGUGCUUACAUCUCAGUACUUUGUAUGGGUCAUGGCAGUUUUACCUUUGUGUCUUUGGCAGAUAAAGCUCUCUAAGCUCAUGGGAGCAGUACUUCUUUUAAUAUGGUACAUUGCACAAGGUGUUUGGUUGUUGCCUGCCUAUUUAUUAGAGUUCCAGGGCCAGAAUACAUUUUUGUAUAUUUGGAUACAAAGUGUAUCUUUCUUCUGUGCCAAUAUUGCAAUAUUAGGGAGACUGAUCAUGUAUUUUAUGCCUAUUCAUGAUAAAGGUGAAUAAUAAUUAUAAUAGAUAAAUAUAUUAAUGACCUAGGAGUGAAAUCAGAUAAUUGGCAAAUGUUUUUCUUAUUGUUAAUUAUUUCUAUCUAUUUAUUUGGAGCUAUCAAUGAAGUAAAAUCACCCAACUCACAUUUCUUGUAAAAUUGCUUCUGGUAGUUGCGUGAUUUCACUUCUGGGUCACUAAUGGUACCUUUGUAGUAGAUUUGUAUUUAAGAAAUUGAAAUAAAACACUGAUUAUAAAA